Molecule: messenger RNA, 2654 nt
Organism: Sinocyclocheilus rhinocerous
Lineage: Eukaryota; Metazoa; Chordata; Actinopteri; Cypriniformes; Cyprinidae
Product: alkyldihydroxyacetonephosphate synthase, peroxisomal-like
Exons: 20
Coding region: 123-2006 (627 amino acids)
Biological process (GO): lipid biosynthetic process
Cellular component (GO): peroxisome
Molecular function (GO): FAD binding; alkylglycerone-phosphate synthase activity
Source: RefSeq, a predicted model, not a curated record
GAGCAGAGCGGGCGGGGAGGGAGGCGGAGUGCGGUGCAUGACGGGACGCGGGUGUAAUCUCCACCUCACAUCCCUCCAUCAUCAGCCGCACGCUGACCUCUGACAGCAAACACGGAAGCAGCAUGGCGUCAAACAGCAGCAGCAGCACCGCACAGCAGAGACUCAGGAUCAUAGCCGGACAUUUGCAGAAACGGCCAGAAGAUGAACACCCGAGCGUCGCUGCGCAGGAGUGCAAAGCCGAGACGUCCCGAUCCAACCCGAGCAGCGCGACACCGGUGCCGAAGAGGAGGCAGGAGAUCAUGAAGUGGAAUGGCUGGGGUUACAGUGACUCAAGGUUCCUGUUCAAUAAAAAGGGUCAAGCAGAGUUCACAGGGAAACGGUAUCGGUUGAGUGGGCUGAUUUUACCAAGUCUGAAGGACUGGUUCGAGGGCACGUUUGGAGCCAAUUUACAGCAUAAAUCUCCUGCAACACCCACCGUGAAUUUAAGUGCAGUUGCUCCUCCUGACCUGAACGAGCCCUUCGUCGAGGAUCUGAAAGCUGCAGGUGUGGCCAUGUCACAUGACCCAGAGGACCGGGUUUUCCGAGCUCAUGGUCACUGCCUGCAUGAGAUCUUUGCCCUGCGCGAGGGGAGGAUAGGACGGGUGCCCGACAUGGUGGUUUGGCCGAGCUGUCACAAAGAUGUAGAGAAGAUUGUGGAACUGGCCUGCAAACACAACGUCUGCUUGAUACCCUACGGAGGUGGGACGAGUGUGUCCAGUGCGCUAGAGUGCCCUCGUGAGGAGACUCGCUCCAUUGUCUCUUUGGACACCUCUCAGAUGAACCGAAUAUUGUGGAUUGAUGAGAAGAAUCUAACAGCUCAUGUGGAGGCUGGAAUCAUCGGACAGGAUCUGGAGAGACAGUUGAAUGAGUGUGGUUACUGUACGGGCCACGAGCCGGACUCCAUGGAGUUCAGUUCUCUGGGCGGCUGGGUGGCCACACGGGCGUCAGGCAUGAAGAAAAACAUCUAUGGCAACAUUGAGGAGCUGGUGGUGCAUAUAAAGAUGGUGACCCCUAGAGGAGUGAUUGAGAAGAGCUGUCUGGGGCCCCGCAUGUCCACCGGCCCCGACAUACAUCACUUCAUACUGGGCUCAGAGGGAACUCUGGGAGUGGUGACUGAAGUCACACUGAAGAUACGACCCAUUCCUGAGUAUCAGAAGUACGGCUCCGUUGUCUUCCCAAACUUCCAGCAGGGUGUGGCGUGCCUGAGAGAGGUGGCCAGACAGAGAUGCGCUCCAGCAUCCAUUCGGCUAAUGGACAACGAGCAGUUUCAGUUUGGUCACGCACUCAAGCCUCAAGUGUCCUCCAUAUUCACGUCAUUCUUGGACGGGUUGAAAAAAUUCUACAUCACAAAGUUUAAAGGAUUUGACCCGCACCACCUGUGUGUCGCUACACUGUUAUUUGAGGGGGAUCGUGGGAAGGUUUUGCAGCACGAGAAACAGGUUUACGACAUCGCAGCUAAGUUUGGGGGUCUAGCAGCAGGAGAGGAUAACGGUCAGAGGGGUUACAUGCUGACGUUUGUCAUCGCGUAUCUGCGGGAUUUGGGAAUGGACUACUAUGUGAUCGGAGAGUCGUUUGAGACGUCUGUGCCGUGGGACAGGGUUUUGGACUUGUGCAGGAAUGUGAAGGAGAGGAUUGUAAGAGAGUGUAAGGAGAGAGGAGUACAGUUCCCUCCGCUCUCCACAUGCAGAGUUACACAGACGUAUGACGCAGGUGCUUGUGUGUAUUUCUAUUUUGCCUUUAAUUACCGGGGUCUGAGUGAUCCUGUUCACGUCUACGAACAAGUGGAGCAUGCAGCCCGGGAGGAGAUUCUGGCCAACGGAGGAAGUCUGUCUCACCACCAUGGAGUGGGAAAACUCCGGAAGGAAUGGAUGAAAGAGAGCGUGUCCAGCGUGGGGCUCGGCAUGCUCAAGUCGGUGAAGGAGUAUGUGGACCCCCAGAACGUUUUUGGCAACAGAAACCUGUUGUGAUUCACUAACAUUCUGUAUCCGCACAUUUUCUAUCAUCAUCUAGUCAUAUUUGAUUUGAACUUCAUAUAGUCCUGUCUUUUUCUUGGUGUGUGUGCGCACAGUAAUACGAUAAACCACUUCUCUGUUUCCCAUUAACUCGGUCCUCUUGCGUUAUUGUCACCUUUGACCUUAUCUUUAGUGAGGUGGUCACGUGACUUCAGUUCUCGGCGGUCUUCCUGAUUGAACAGGUUUUUGAUACUGUAACGUCUGGAUGCUUCUGUGUCUGGCACUACAUGUUGUGUUUGGGACAUUAGCAGUAACUGAAUUAUGCUUUUAAAAGCUGUGCCUUCUGUCCGUCUGUCUUCCACUCCUCUUUCUGAGUGGCUAAACGUUUACUGUCUUUUAUCCUCUCUUCCUUACUGUACUUUUGCCUUUUCUAUGUCGCCUGUCAAACUAGGUGUAUUAUAAUUUUUGGGUGAAUCUCAUAAAAGAAAUGUUCUAUUUGUAUAUGAACAAAAUACAUAAAGACAAUGGAGCCAGUUUUUUUGGCCCAUUAAGACCACUUAAAAAUCUGCACAAUUUCCCACCAAAUCUCACUGGAGUAACAUAUAUAAAAAUCGUACAGUAAUUAAAAUUAUUAAAAUUAUUCAUAUUACAAAAAAUGAAAAU